GUGAUCUUCGUUUCUGACCACGAUGAGUGUGUCCAGCGUGCUCUCCAACAGCACCCUCGCCCACGCCAAUCCGCUGCAGUUCUGGGGCCCUGUCACCGCGACCCUCGACUGGUGCGAGGCGAACUACCAGUUCUCCAAUUACAUCGCCGAGGCUGCGAACACAUUCUCAAACCUAUUUACAGUCUCGCUCGCUCUCUUGGGUGCGUACCAGGCGUAUGCACAGUCUCUGCCUCCGCGGUUCUUUGUUGGCCAGGUGGGCUUUGCACUCGUCGGAGUGGGCAGCUUCAUUUUCCAUGCUACUCUCCUGUACGAGGCGCAGCUCGCCGACGAGCUGCCGAUGAUCUACGUCGCGUCCUACUGCUUUGCCGUCCUCUUCGACACCACGCGCGGCUUCACCCCCCGCGAUCCGCUCGUUGUCCCCCUCGCCGUCGGCGUCAUGACCUUCAACGUGCUCUUCACCUGGUCCUAUUACAUUAACCGGAACCCGGUCUACCACCAGGUUGUCUUUGCGGGGCUGCUCGCCAUCACGGGCCUGCGUACCGUCUACCUCCUGCGCAACCCAGAGAUCGCGAAGCGGGUCCCACCGCCCGUGAAGGCUGCCAUCACACGUCUCUUCGGCGGCGGCGCCGCGACGUUCGCGUUCGGCUUCUUCAUCUGGAACCUCGACAACAUCUUCUGCGACACCAUCACCCGCUGGAAACACGCGCUGGGCUGGCCCGCUGCGUUCGUAUUGGAAGGCCACUCGUGGUGGCACAUACUGACGGCUACCGGCACCUACCUCAUGCUCGUAGGAAACACAUGUAAGACGCUAUGCAUCAAGGACGACCACCGCAACUUCAGCAUCUACUCCAAGCUCGGGGUGCCAUACCUCCAGCGCGUCGCGGGUGCGAAGGUGAAGACCCAGUGAACGCUAGGUUUCAAGCUGUGCUUCCGUUCUCCUAUCCGAACUCGAACACUGAUAGCAGUCUGAACGUCACGUCCAUCACGACCUCACGACCCUCGCAUGCUCCCCAUAGAUGUCUACUCAUUGCUAUGCAUAUUGUCCAAUAGUGUCCCGUAGUACUACGUCUCACUAAUCGCAAUGCACCGCUCUCCCAAUGAUCGGAUUUUACUGGCCCGAUAAUGUUCAGUUAUUCAGUCUGGGAUCUCCCAUGGAUGUGUCGUUUGUCGUCAAUGCUCAUCAUUCUAUCACAGGUGUUGUAGAUAUACAUAUCCCUAGGUUCCUACAGUAUCGUCCGCGCCAAGCGACAACUCUUUGCCGCCAUUCUCUACCCCAUCUGUUGUGCACGCUUCGCCAUCUACGAACACCGUGUCAAUCUGAAUUUGCGUUUGUCUGAAAGCCACUUACCACAGCAGCCAAGUCCAGCUGUC
Rhodofomes roseus is the source of this 1371-nucleotide messenger RNA. RefSeq names its product alkaline phytoceramidase. NCBI's taxonomy places the organism in Eukaryota, Fungi, Basidiomycota, Agaricomycetes, Polyporales, Fomitopsidaceae. The transcript is spliced from 7 exons. Gene Ontology annotation, cellular component: endoplasmic reticulum membrane. The record is from RefSeq and is a predicted model, not a curated record. Gene Ontology annotation, biological process: ceramide biosynthetic process; ceramide catabolic process. The coding region runs from base 23 to 907 and encodes 294 amino acids.